CUCCCUCCCCGACAGCUUAGCUCCUGUUUCGUAGCAAUCCCUGGUCAUCUGUCACCCUCAGCUGUCCCGAGGCUCUUCGACGAUCUCUUGCUAAACCACUCUCGGUCCUUUCCUCGGAUGACCAUAGUCCGCCUCCACCUGAGGAGUCACAUUCGCAGCCACGCCUUUGUGUCUGGCUUGCUGCUUCAAACCUGUCAUUCCCCCUUUUGAGUCCUAGAAUUUCUAAAGAAGUUGAAGCACGACACGCAGCAUGACAGGAUCCAAUGGACAAACCGUCUCGACCAUCGACAAGCGAGACUUCGACUCUCACCGUCCUCUGUUAGAUGGGUUCGAUGCCGGCGGUGACGUGGAGGAGCACGGAGCUAUCCGGUCACGACCAGUAUCAAGACUCGCCGCGGCCAACGACGAGGACGGGCUGCUGAACGAUGUGGUCGAAGAGAUCCUCGAACGCGAUCGCAAGAAGAUGGCCAGGGAAGUCGUCCGUAUUGGCAGCUUCGUCUGGGGAGUGAUUACCUGUCUGGGAGCUGGAAGCAUCACGGCUUUUUCUCUCUAUGGUCCCCUUCUGCUGACCCGCCUUCAUUACACCCAGCUUCGGGUCAACGCGGUCUCGAUCGCCGCGGAGGUCUCGAUGUACCUCCCUGUUCCCCUGUUUGGGUACCUCUGCGACCGAUACUCUCCGUCUCCUCUGGCUUUGCUCUCCGGAAUAGUGUUCGGGGCCGGCUACCUGCUGGCUGCCUUUGCCUACCGGAGCGGACCGCCGCCCGAUGCCGGUGGCCAAGGCUGGCCCUUCUGGGUGAUGAUUGUGGCUUUCAUCGCCAUUGGCACCGCCACCAGCUGCAUGUAUCUGGCUGCCGUGACGACAUGCGCGAAGAAUUUCGGCCGCGGCAAGCACAAGGGGAUCAUGCUGGCCGUUCCGAUUGCCGGGUUUGGGCUUAGUGGCAUGUGGCAGAGUCAAGUGGGAACAUACUUGCUCUAUGAACGCAACGAAGAUGGCAGCCGUGGCGAUGUCGAUGUGUACAGGUAUUUUGUCUUCCUCGCUCUCCUGUUGCUUUGCAUCGGCGUCGUCGGUACGUUCGCCCUGAAGAUCGUGGAGGAAGAUGAGGAGAAAUUCAUCGAUGACGCGGUGGAGGAACUCGAGAGGAGCGGGCUCCUCGAAGAAAGUGAGUUCUUCCGAUCGAGAGAUGAGGUCCGAUCGGUGUACGGGACAUUCUCACAGGCAGACGAUGUGGGCGACUCGGACGAGGAACGCACACUUGUACGGUCGGAAGAGGAGCUGGAAGCAGCAAGACUGGACAAGCAGAGGGAAGAGGAGGAACGCAGGAAGAAGAAUUGGCUUUUGAACUACGAGACCAAGGUUUUUCUUGCAGACCGGUCCAUGUGGUGGCUUGCAGUGGGCUUCUUCUUGGUUACUGGACCUGGCGAGGCCUACAUCAACAACCUGGGCACAAUUGUACAAACCCUAACCCCCAUCUCCACCCUCCCCAAUGCCCCGUCCCCCGCGGGCCUCCCCUCCACGCACGUCACCACCGUCGCCUUGACCUCGACGAUCGCCCGACUGCUCACCGGCUCACUCUCCGACUUCUUCGCCCCGCACGCCCGUCACCUGUUGCCCGGAGGCAACCCGGACAUCAAUCGGCCGGCGUCCCCAACGGACCCCUGCAACCGAGUCACCUUCACCCGCCUUGCGUUCCUUCUCCCCUCCGCGUUCCUCCUCUCCCUGGGCUACCUCCUCCUCGCCUCCCCACUGCCUCUCGACUACCCGGCCCUCACCCACAUUACGACCGCCCUGGUCGGCCUCGGCUACGGUAGCGCCUUCUCCCUCGUGCCCAUCAUCAUCUCCGUGGUCUGGGGCGUGGAGAACUUCGGCACGAACUGGGGCAUCGUCGCGAUGGUCCCCGCCGCCGGCGCCGCGGCCUGGGGCCUGAUCUACUCGCGCGGCUACCAGGACGCCACGGACGGCGGGAGCGGCACGGCGGACGGUCAGUGUCACGGCUGGUCGUGCUACGGGCUCUGGGCGGUGGGAUGCACCGUGAGCGUCUGGGUGGCCAUCGGAGCCUGGUUGGUGGCCUGGCGGCAUUGGCGGAGACGGGGGGUUGUAGUUUGACUCUGAGGGACGGAAUAUUGCCGUCUACCUUAACAUCUGGCUUGCGUCUUGUUUGGUUCUGGAAAGCGCUGAUCUUUGUGGUAUAUUGACCUAUGACAUCUUUGGUAUAUAGAUCGGGAUUUCCUCUUCGUUUGACUUUUGUGUUGUCAUAUUUGGAACUCUUGUGUCCAGCCACAUGCAUACUGAGCAUACAUAGCCUUGUGUCAAUUCUGGGGUUGUUGGUUUCUUGCCCAAGGAUCUGAAUCAAUUUGUCACUCUAGGUCAUGAGUUAUGG
Molecule: messenger RNA, 2378 nt
Organism: Aspergillus brunneoviolaceus CBS 621.78
Lineage: Eukaryota; Fungi; Ascomycota; Eurotiomycetes; Eurotiales; Aspergillaceae
Product: MFS general substrate transporter
Exons: 4
Coding region: 251-2104 (617 amino acids)
Biological process (GO): transmembrane transport
Cellular component (GO): membrane
Molecular function (GO): transmembrane transporter activity
Source: RefSeq, a predicted model, not a curated record